Xyrauchen texanus (razorback sucker) is the source of this 1507-nucleotide messenger RNA. It is a transcript of the gene mrps23, whose product is annotated as mitochondrial ribosomal protein S23. Gene Ontology annotation, molecular function: structural constituent of ribosome. Gene Ontology annotation, biological process: translation. The record is from RefSeq and is a predicted model, not a curated record. The coding region runs from base 113 to 691 and encodes 192 amino acids. Gene Ontology annotation, cellular component: ribosome; mitochondrion. Lineage: Eukaryota; Metazoa; Chordata; Actinopteri; Cypriniformes; Catostomidae. The transcript has 5 exons.
UAGUGGACUCGUGUUGCAGCAGAGAGCGUUUUAUCACCACUAUCACGAUAUCAGCUUUUUAAAUGACAUUUAUUAGGAUCUAAUUAUAUGUGUAGGAUCAUAUAGAGCUAUUAUGGCUGGAAGUCGACUUGAGAAAUUUGGAACUGUUUAUACACGGGUUCGAGAUUUAAUGCGUGCUGGAGUCAUCAAGCAGAAGGAAAAGCCCAUCUGGUUUGAUGUUUAUGCUGCUUUUCCUCCUAAGAGAGAGCCCCUCUAUGAGAAACCUGUGAGACAAGUGAAGAGACAUGCUGCUGACUCUGUACCUGAAAUACUCUACAAAGAGGAUGAAAUACGAGCGAAGUUCUUUGAAGUUUAUGGUAGUGGACCCAGAGCUUUUGAGAUCCUCAAGCCCAACUUUGUGUCACCAUGCCAGAAGUUUGUGAUGAAGUACAAUGAAUUAGAAAGCCGAGGGGACAUAAAACCCAAGAUGCUGUUUGAAGAGACAGCCAAAGUGCUCCUAGCAGAGGGUAUUUAUUUAAGGAAGAGAGGAGGACCCGUGCAGGUGUCGACAGAGUCCCGGGACCCCUUGCUGAACAUGAAGUUGACCGACAUGUUGGCAGAGCAGCAAAGAGACACGGAAACAGAGACAAAUGUUCCAGAGAAGGAGCCUCAGGCAGAGGCAGUCAACACUGACAGUCAGACGUCUUCGUAAAUGUAUCAGUUCCUCUCUGUUAGCGCAACAUAAACUGGUCCUGCCUCAGCCUCAACAAGAUGUAACAUCAGGCAUUUCUUGACCCAUGGAGCACAGAUAUUGUUCCUUCAUUUGUAAGCACUGCGUAAAAUGCAGAACAGUGUGUGUCUGCUCCCCUCUUGGUGUCAAAGGUGGGAAGUUUGAACACAUUUGUACAUGUCAAGUACAGUUGGAACUGUUUAGGCUUGUGAUUUGUAUAGCCAUGCAGCUUUUGGAGUUUUUUUCUUCCCCCACAGCAUUUUCAUGUUAUGUGAUAGAGCGCUAGCACGUGUAUGAAUUUGUAAUGUCUGUAAUAAAAUAUGUGGACUGUUUACUGGAAGUAUUUAUUCCAUUAACUGCAUUAGUGGAAAAUUGUCAGCAUAGUAAUCUCUGGAAGUUAAAAGUUGUUAGAUAAUAAUCCAAGACAUGAAGAACAAGGCUUGAACAAUAGAAGGUUAGUACUGCAGAACCAUCCAACAUUAAUAAAAAAAAAUGGUACGAAGACUGUUGAAAUAAAUUUGUGUCAUACAGUGUGGAGACAUUUUAAUGUCUUUAAUAAAAUAUGUGGAGUGUUUAAUUGGAGUAUGCCAUUAACAGCAGGAGUAGAAAAUUGUCAGCUUAGUAAAUACUUAAUAAAAGGUUAUAUAUUUGCAAUUGUCUGAGUAUCUCAUAAACCUAUGAUUCAUAUAAAUGUUAAACUGUAACGUUUUAUAUUUUAUACUGUUAAUUUAUCUUUAUUACUGGUGCAUUGUUGGCAGGAUUUCACUCCAAGGAAUGUGGAUGGGAAUAAAAAUCAUG